Messenger RNA from Eublepharis macularius, 5739 nucleotides. It is a transcript of the gene RAB31, whose product is annotated as RAB31, member RAS oncogene family. Lineage: Eukaryota; Metazoa; Chordata; Lepidosauria; Squamata; Eublepharidae. Gene Ontology annotation, molecular function: GTPase activity; GTP binding. The coding region runs from base 330 to 917 and encodes 195 amino acids. The record is from RefSeq and is a predicted model, not a curated record. The transcript has 7 exons.
GUGUGCUGCUGGGUUUGCGUCUUGCUUGCUGCCUGGAAAUGCUCAAGCGGCAGCACCAGAAAGCACAUACCCAAGAAUGGAAACCGCGUCUCCUGAAAUAUGCUGAAGCAUAGAUAUUUUGUUUGUAUUGGGUUUGGGUGAGGAAAACACCAAAAAGACGCGAGGAGGAGCUGAAGCCGGGCCUACGCUCAUGUGACCGGUGGCGGCUGAGAGCUGGGGCUGCCCAGAAAUAGCCGCAGUUGCUUUCCCCCAGUUCCGUGGACUCGGGCACCGAGGAGUCCCGCGAAUUGGCUCCUCCGGAGGAUGCGAAGCUCUUACGCCCCAAGCAGAUGAUGGCGAUACGAGAGUUGAAAGUGUGUCUGCUUGGAGAUACUGGUGUGGGCAAGUCAAGUAUAGUUUGCCGAUUUGUUCAGGAUCAUUUUGACCACAAUAUUAGUCCUACUAUUGGUGCUUCUUUCAUGACUAAAACAGUGCCUUGUGGGAACGAGCUUCAUAAGUUUCUGAUCUGGGAUACAGCAGGACAAGAACGGUUCCAUUCAUUGGCGCCAAUGUACUAUCGUGGGUCAGCAGCAGCGGUUAUUGUAUACGAUAUCACCAAACAGGAUUCUUUUCACACAUUGAAGAAAUGGGUAAAAGAACUAAAAGAACAUGGUCCUGAAAACAUUGUAAUGGCCAUUGCCGGAAACAAAUGUGAUCUUUCUGAUAUUAGGGAAGUCCCUAUGAAAGAUGCCAAAGAAUAUGCAGAGUCUAUAGGCGCAAUUGUUGUUGAGACCAGUGCAAAAAAUGCAAUUAACAUUGAAGAACUCUUUCAAGGAAUCAGUCGACAGAUCCCUCCCUUGGAAACUCAUGAAAAUGGCAAUAGUGGAACAAUCAAACUUGGGAAGCAAACUGCACAGACUACUAGGCGGUGCUGUUAAACCAACAUGAUCUGGUUUGAUUUACUUGAAAAUAAAAUGACGUUCUUUGCUUAUUUGUUGAGCAACAGACUUCAGAAACUCUAUGACCAAGUAUCUUGUUUAAAAGCAUUAAGUUCAGUUGGUAGAAAUACAAGGAAUGAUAGUAGAAAGGUCCUCAGACGAGGACAAUCUACUUCUAUAACAGUCUAAUCAUUUGUCUUGGAUUAUUGGAAUUAAUGGUCCAAACAAACGACUAUUUGAAAUAAGCCCUUUGUUUCACAAUUUGUUGGCGUGGUAAAUGUUAAAUUCUGUACAAAACUCACUUAUUUUUCAUUACCAUGCCCUGUUUCGGAACUAGUGCAUUUAUAAUAUGGAAAUAUAGUGCAUAAUAUUUGAACUAACUGAAAAAUGCAUACUAUUUUCUCUUCUUUCUUACCAGGUUUAACUUCCUUUGGCUUUCUUUUAAGAGCAGUUUUUAAAAGGUACAAGUUGGAUAGCACAUUGUGACAAAAUUGAUAAAAUUAGUUAAUCCAGUAACAGAAAAAUAAAUAAUAAAACUGGUAAUUUUAGCUUGAAGCCACUGUUUUUUCCCCCUCUAUAUUUGAAGAGUCAAAAAUAUUGGCUUGCAAACAACAAUUGCUUUGAAUUCAGCUCCAUCUGGCAGGUGUAUGAUGGUAUUAGAAUCUGACAAUAGUUGUCUCUUUCCUGCUAAGUGGUUUAAUAUUCACAUGUGCCCUUUUCAUAACAGGAUAGGUUAAGUAGCUUUUACAAGAAAUGGCUUUACGGUUAUUGGUCUAGUGUUUGAUGCUGAUGAUAGGUCUAAAUAGAUAGGGAAAUAAUUAAUUGUACAAUGUUAAUAACAUGUUAUGGAUUCCCAUCUAUUAGACAGGGUGGUAAGAACAAUAGCACAGUGUGCAGUUUUGUACUGGCAAGCUAACUCCAGAGUUUUAUAGAUGGUUUGCCUUCAGUUGUUCAAAAUAAUGAAGUAAAUAGAAGGGACAUGUAUACAGAUGUUAACCAAUGAAGAACCUUUAAAAAAACCCUCAAUUUGUUGAUACAGUUAUUAUAAUUAAUCCAAGCUGAAAAAUUACAGAAUUCAGGAUCACUCCAUCCUGUCUGGUGUUCUGGUACUUGGAUGUCUACCUUAGAGUUCAAGAAAGUCAGAGGGCACAGGGGACAGUGAAGAGAGAAUGACAAAAGUAUGUCACUAACAGGGACAAUUCCCCAGUCAACAGAGUUAUAUGUAAUCUUUCACCUGAACAGGAUUCCUCUGGUAGGUCUCUUUUUAAAAUGUUAACAUUAAUCACAUUUUGGGCCAUUUUUAAAACGUUAACAUUAAUCACAAUUUGGGUUGAGGAGAGCUAUGUAAAUAGUAGUACUUGUUUGCUGUUCAAUUUUCUGAUAUACCCUACUAGGCGCAGGGGCAGACAUUUUGUUUGUAAACCAUAAGCACAGGUAGUUUGACAAACUUUGGAGGAGACAGAGGCAAACACUAUGAUUCCACAUACACCCUCUCAUCAGGGUUAAGUAGUACUACUUUAGGGAAAGAAAGACAAAUUUUUGCAUGCGUGCUAUGGACACAGAAAGUACAGCAAAUAGGUGAAAGGGAUACAGGAAAAUGCUGCAUUUGUGCCUCCCCACCACUCAGAGGGUUUAUUUCCUCUUUUAUUGGCAGCGGAAUUUUUCUAUAGUGUAACAGAAAACAGAAAGCUUCUAAGACUACAGCUCUCAAAUUACUUACACCAAAGCAACCUUCAAGACUUCUAAACCAGAGGUCACAUUGAAUAAGAGAAAUAUGAUGGCAUUGGAUGGGCAUAUGCUGCCCUCAGGCACUGGGAAGCAGAUAUACCAGCUGCUGCAUCCCAGUUCCACUGAUGCCUGUCUCUCAGUCCCCAAAUGUUCCUUUCCAGUGAAAAAUAUUUGCUCUGGAAUCUCUUGUAGGCAUACUUAAGGGAAUGGAGCUUAAAGCUCAAUAACUCUCUACAGUAGAGAGAAGACAUUCUCUGUAUAUAUGCUAUACUGUGGUAAGUAAGGGGAGAGAGGAGGAGGAUUUGCUAGUUCCUUUAAAGAUUAAGUUGGUGUAUGGCAACAUGAAGGGCUGGCCAUAUCAGCCUUUAUUUAGAUAUGCUUCCAUCUAUCAUGCUUUCGUGUAACUAAUGGUUCUUUCAGUUCUGAAAAAGACUGCAUACAUGAAAAUAGCAUUAUCCAAAUAAAAAACAUGAAAAGAGCAGCAUUAUCUGCCACUGGCAGAUUUGUGUAGAGGAAAUAUUGGUGCCCGUGGGCACCUCCAAAUAGGUGCUAAAUUACAUGGCUGCUCCAAUUCCUAUGAUGACUACAGCAUUUGAAUUGGUACUGCCGUAUAAACCCUAUGCUUCCAGGGAACUUGCAAAAUCAUUGCCUGUGUUUUGUUGAUUCAGUUAGGUUUCUAGAAAUGUGUGAAUGUUUAUUAACUUUCCUGCACCUGUAUGUAUGAGCCUAAAAUAAAAAGGAUUUGAUCGUCCAUAGCAGAAUGCAGAACUGCAAACUACAGGCUUAAUUUUCUGUAGUUGCUUUUUAAUUCUGAGGUAAAAAAGACUCUUUAAGUAUAUUAAAAACUGCAAAAAUAUCCUAAGAUUAAAAUUACUGUAUUAUCACUUAUAAGAUAGAAAGCCCCCUAAUGUAAGAGAGGUCAUAGUUAUGUAUUUUAUAGGAAUAGCAGCUUCCGAUUUAACAGGUAUUGCCGCCUUUAACCAGCAUAGAGAUAAUAGUAGAAACAAGAGCAGAGUUGUGUUUGGUUAGAAGCUACUCUGAAUUUUGAACUUGGAUUUAGUACUUUUGCAUUCAUGGUGCUAUCUUCCAUUAUUUCUGGAUGUGAGAGUAUGUACAUCUGUGUAUAUUUAAGUUUUUAGGAUAGCAGAGCCACAGUCACCAAACACUGAUGCAUAGCAGAAUCAGUGUUAUGAUAACAUUACCAUAUGUUUGGAAUGGGGUUGCUGUUUAACUAAUUAAGAGACUCAAGGAUCUAGUUUGGUGUUAAAAUAUGGCGCAUCAUGCCUGUAUAAUGCCAGUUGUAAGGGACUACAUGACUACUGGUUUAAGGAUAAUGGCUUCAUAAUAUGGCUCUGAGGUUAUUGGCGGUGAUUGCCCUCUCUUGCUCAAUGACAGAUUUCCAGUACCCGGAAACUAUUACUGGUAUUCAGAUUUUGAAUAGUGCCUUGAGCUGUGUUAUUUGGCUGGAUCAGAGAACAAUAAGAGGAAAACUCUUGCAUCUAUAGUCAGUGUUAUCUGAUUAUAGUACAAAAAUUACCUAGCAUGAGGCAUGUCUCCUGGACUAUUUUAACUGGAACAAAGACUAACAGAGCUAAAGCAUAAUCUUUAAAUGUAGUAUAUCAGCUGGAUGUUUAAGGUAUUAUUCUAUAUAAUGAAUAUAGUGUUUCUGGAACCACAUGGACUAGUUGCAUUUUUGAGGGAGAAAAGGAAAAAUGAACACACUCUUGAUAUGCUGAGUAUGUAUAUUUGUCUGCCUCCUUUAUUUAAGAUACAAGGUUCUGACUACAUGAGCUCAUACAUUUAUGCACCUAUACACUUAGUAGUUAUUUUUACUGACUAACUGUAGUUUUAAUACAAGAAUACUACAGUCAUAAGUACAAUUGUAAGAAAUGUCCCAUUGAACUCAGUGGGAUUUAGUUCCCUGUGAACAUGUAAGUGUAAUAUGUUGUUAAACUUGUAGUAAGGAUGAUUUCAACUUUGAAAUUAUACAGGCUGAAGACUAAUGCUAGUAGAAGAGAGGCUUUAUCAGUAUACUUACAUUUAUUUAUAACAAGGAAUGUCCCUAUGAGAACAUUCCAGGGGCCUAAAUGAUGGUGGAGAGGAAAGAUCCUCUAUCAACAGGCCACCUUCUACCUUUUCAGUAUAGUAAUAGAAUUUGAAAUGACAUCCUUGCUACUCCAUCAUGCCCCUAUCCCAAGUAAGGGUUGCCCAUGCACACGUUUCUCAUACAUUAAACAGUCUGCAGGCGUUAACUUCGGGACCAGAGUGUGUUAGAAUUACAUUGGCCGAGCAGGAAAUAUUUCCCUCUCAACCAGUACAUGGAGCUGCUUGGCAGGACAACUCUAGAUAGUCCUGCUUGGUGGUUCCCUGCAAAUGGAAUCUAUGCCUUUGCUGCCAAAAUAUAUCAUGAGGUGAGGAGAAACGAAUUAAAAGUAUGCAUUUUUUUCUGAACCCCGUUUCCCACUGUGUCUUUGAAAUGUCAUCAGAAUUCACUUGAAUGUUAUAUACUUGUUCCUUAGAAAUGUUAAAAUGGAAUAAUGAGCAACACAUACCAGCAACUGAUAGAAUCAUACCCUUUCUCCCAACUAAAUAAUCAGAUCUCCUCUGCCUCCUGCAUGCGCACAUGCAUUCACGCACGCACGCACACAAAGUACCAUCAGAUAGGUCUAGAAUGCUUAAUUCUAGUACAGGUCAAUAGUACUCAGUAGAAACUAUUCUCUCAUUUUUUCACCUGGCGUGAUAGCUUUUCAGUGCCUUUUGGCAUGUGACUUUCACAUAUAUGUAUAGUAAAUUGAGUACAGAUUGCCUUAAUCUGCCUUAAUUGCUUAAAUUUAAACCAAUAAUUAAAUGCCAGUGUUAUGCUUUGUGCUAUGACUCUACAUGGUUUAUGAAAGGGCUGUGACUGGGCUGGACCCAUUGAUAGUUAUGUAUAGAAUGUUACACUAUGGUAAUACGUUUGUUCUAUAUUUUUAUUGCAUGAUCACAAACAUGGUUUGUGCCUAAAGUAAUUAUUUUUAAUUCUAUAAUGGGUGAUACUAAUUUGUUAAUUUUUAUGAUUCUUGGUCUUUCUGUAUACAACAAAAAUAAAGGUGAC